AACGUUUUAGCAUAGCUUGUGAGAACGUCAGACAGCACGGUUUGAAUCAAAAGGUCUUUGUUUGCACUGUCCGUCCGAGAACCGUGUGGUGGACUGGUGAAAAUUUUAAGAUUGAAAUAAAUUAUAAAAUUGUUAUCUAUAAAAUACGGGAUUUAAUCUCGCAAUCCGAUUUAGCAGUUAAUUAUAAAGUAAGGAGUUAUUCAUUUAAUCAAAUUGUGAUAUAUAGCAGAUUUCAAAUAUACUGGAUGUGCUAAAGCUGUUACGUAACUAAAAGAGUUUGUGAACCUGUUCAGUGUAUAGUCAUAGCGAACUCGCUGGAGGACGUGUUCAACGUAUAUUUAUAGAGAAACAUAGUAAUUUAAGUUAGAUCUUGCUUAUCGCAUCUCAGUAAGUCACAAAUAAAGAUGACUUCUAUUAACGUUGACAAAUACAAGCUGUCUGACAAAACAGCCAAGCUUACUGCAAAAGAUAUUAUCCCGAUGGUUCAAUCGUCUGAUUCCGCUGAAACGAGAGAGUUUUUACAGAAAAUAGCAGAUUUGCUAAUCGACUAUGUUAACAUCCAGAACGAUAGAAAGGAGAAAAUUCUGGACUUCCAUCACCCAGAGGAUAUGAAGAAGCUUCUAAAGCUAGACGUAUCAGAUGAGCCGGUUACGCUGCAACAGCUGGUGAAUGAUUGUGCCAUCACACUAAAAUAUCAAGUUAAAACGGGGCAUCCCCACUUCUUCAACCAACUCUCUUGUGGAUUAGAUGUAGUUUCGAUGGCAGGAGAGUGGCUUACAGCGACUGCUAACACCAACAUGUUCACAUACGAAAUUGCACCGGUGUUCAUUCUGAUGGAAAAUGUAGUAUUGUCCAAAAUGCGCGAAAUUAUUGGAUGGGAUGGCGGUGAUUCGAUUCUAGCACCAGGUGGUUCCAUUUCAAACUUAUACGCCUUUCUGGCCGCCCGACAUAAGAUGUUCCCUCGUUACAAAGAGCAAGGUUCCCGUGGCCUACCCGGUGACUUAGUAAUGUUUACUUCAGAUCAAUGCCACUAUUCUAUCAAAUCGUGUGCAUCAGUUUGUGGCCUUGGAACGGAUAACUGUGUUAUGGUUCCGUCGGAUGAUCAUGGUAGAAUUAUCCCAACCGAAUUGGAGAGGCUGAUUCUGGAACGGAAAGCCCGAGGACAGAUUCCAUUCUUUGUGAAUGCCACAGCAGGAACAACGGUGCUGGGUGCAUUCGAUCCGAUAAACGCUAUUGCUGACAUAUGCGAAAAGUACAACUGCUGGUUCCACAUCGAUGCUGCAUGGGGUGGUGGGUUAUUGUUAUCCAAGAAGUACCGUAAUCCAAGACUGUCCGGAGUUGAACGAGCGGAUUCUGUCACAUGGAACCCACAUAAACUAAUGGGCGCUCUGUUACAGUGCUCCUCGAUCCACUUCAAAGAAGAUGGUCUGUUGAUUAGCUGCAACCAGAUGUCCGCUGAGUAUCUGUUUAUGACCGAUAAACUCUACGACAUAAGCUACGACACAGGAGACAAAGUCAUCCAAUGUGGGAGACACAACGAUAUUUUUAAACUGUGGUUGCAGUGGCGGUCAAAAGGAACUGAAGGCUUUGAGAAGCAAAUGGAUCAUUUAAUGGAACUGACCGAAUACGAAGUUCGACGUAUCAAGGAACAGUCAGACAAAUUUUAUCUGAUCAUGGAACCAGAGUGUGUUAAUGUGUCCUUCUGGUAUAUCCCGAAAAGACUGCGCGGAGUCCCGCACAAUGCUAAAAAAGAACAGGAACUGGGUAAAAUUUGUCCAAUCAUAAAAUCCCGCAUGAUGCAAUCCGGAACGCUGAUGGUCGGUUAUCAGCCUGACGACCGACGUCCGAAUUUCUUCCGUUCAAUCAUAUCUUCGAUAGCGGUCACCAAAGCCGAUGUGGAUUUCAUGCUCAACGAAAUUGACCGCCUGGGUCAGGACUUGUAAAUUAUUGAACACAAUAAGCUAAAAGAAUACGCAGAGGAAAUACAAUUUUAACAGUUGAGACAAUUAUUUUGAUCGGAAAUUUAUUGCAACAGAAGAUUUAACAACCAAGGAGUAUCAGUUAUAAUAACAUAUCACUGAAUAUCACACUACUUGAAGUACUCGAAUUUGUUGAGCAAAGUAUAACUUUUGUCGUUGCUUAUGGUUUACACUUAGCGAAAUAUGGUUAUUUGAAAAACAAUAUAGAAAAAUUAAAUUUCAAAUGCUUUGAAAAAAGACGAAAUAUUUGCAAAACAUAUUUUUAACAAAGCUACUCAUUAUGCUCGUGUAAUUAUUAAAUAAUUAUAGUAACUAGAAUUCACGCUAACACCGAAUGAACAUCAGAAAACUGGCAGUAGUAGUUUAAACUAUUUGUUCAAAACAAAACAAAAUAUUGAAAACGAAGUUCGCGAAACAGACAAAUUACCGAAACAAAAGAUAUUUACCAAAAUAGUCUGUUUAAAUACGUUGAUGGGAGAAAGAAUUAUAUACAAAAACUAUAUUCAUUAUAUAUACAAGAAUAUUCAUUCUCCGCUCACAUAUAUACAUGUUCAUCCUGUUUCGCAAUUGAGUGCUGGUGACAAAUAUAUGUACCUUACAAACAUUAGAUUGAUUUUGCAAAAUACGCAAACUAAUUUCAGUUCUGAACAUUUUCAAAACUAGUCAAUUUACGAAAGUUAGUAAAUGAACAUUUUAUCAAUGUGUAGUGUGCAAUAAAGUAUCAUUAACAUCCAAUGAUGAUCAUAAUCACUAACCAAAUGUAAGUAUAAUUGUACCAUAGGAUAGUUUAAUAUGGUUUUGUUCAUUGUUACUUUGCCUCUGCUCAAGGUUACGUUGUGAGAUAUGUAUAUAUAUAUGCUACCUAACAAUGCACGAAACAAAAUGCUUUAAUCCAAUGUUUUCUAAUAAGAGAAGACUUGGAAACAAACGCUACCGACUGAACGACUAAAACAAUACCAGCAGCUGCCAAGGUGCUCUUUAUUGUCAUAUUUCAAGAUUCUUUUGGAAAAUAAGCAUUAUUUUUAGUUUAAAACCUACAAUCCAUCUUUGUUUGACAAGAAAUAUUUUAUAAUUGUUAGCAACGAGCCUAUUAACUGAAACAAAGUGUGAUUCAUUCUAGAAUUAGUAACACGAAAGUACUUGGAAUUUAUAUUGUUAUUAGUUUCGUUAUAUCUUGUGAAAAUCUUUGAUCUAUUGAAAGUUUAUUUUAUUCUACUCAAAAAUGAAUACGAAUUUGUUGAAAAAUUAAAAAUAUAGCAAUCAAAACCCAGAAAGAAAACGACAAAUUCACAAAGUCUUCCUUCGAACGAAAUGUUAAUUAAUACAUGAUUCACGCUCACUCUCAGAUACCUUUAAUCUUGGUGGAUUAGAAUCGUACUAAUCUAUUCACCUGAUUGUUUCAUCUAGUCAUUGUUGAAAAAAUUCUAGUUCACCAUUAUGUAUAUUUCAUCUCGAGAGUGACGAGAAUCGAAAAAAAAACACAUAUAUUAUGAACACAGUAAACGACUAAAACAAACAUUAGUUUCUUGAUUUUGUAUUUCGAGCGAAAUAAUUUUCUUAGUAACGGAACUACUAGGAUCGAUUAUAUAUUAUUCUUAGAGACACAGAUAAAAUCUUGUCAUUAUUCAAAUUAGCCAGAUUCCUAAAGAAAGCGUCUCCAAAGCAUAAGAAAAUCGCAUGAUGAAUGCAUGCGCAAAUUUUAGCAGAUAGAGGACAUAGAAAAACGAAAAUGAUAUAAAACGUAUAUUAUGUAUAUGAAAUCAUUGUCACGUCGUAACACAAAAAAUAACAUGGAACUAUUGGAUGAGUCAAUACUA
Malaya genurostris is the source of this 3796-nucleotide messenger RNA. It is a transcript of the gene Gad1, whose product is annotated as glutamate decarboxylase. The record is from RefSeq and is a predicted model, not a curated record. Gene Ontology annotation, molecular function: carboxy-lyase activity; pyridoxal phosphate binding. The transcript is spliced from 6 exons. Gene Ontology annotation, cellular component: cytoplasm. Gene Ontology annotation, biological process: carboxylic acid metabolic process. NCBI's taxonomy places the organism in Eukaryota, Metazoa, Arthropoda, Insecta, Diptera, Culicidae. The coding region runs from base 405 to 1943 and encodes 512 amino acids.